Messenger RNA from Gamsiella multidivaricata, 639 nucleotides. RefSeq lists its product as uncharacterized. The record is from RefSeq and is a predicted model, not a curated record. NCBI's taxonomy places the organism in Eukaryota, Fungi, Mortierellomycota, Mortierellomycetes, Mortierellales, Mortierellaceae. The transcript has 2 exons. The coding region runs from base 54 to 548 and encodes 164 amino acids.
CGGAUCUGGAUCGGGACUAAAGUGUUGGUGCAAUUGUCGCAAUUGCCUCACGAAUGUGUUUGUCGUUUAUUUCCACAACUCUGGAAAACCUUGUUCAUUGUUCAUUCUUCGAUGACACACUUCUGAAUGAUGCCCAACGAGUGGUUGUGCACUCCUCGUUAAGGUUGCAUCUAUCAUUGUCGGACAAAAGAAUAAGAAGCAAUCGACACAGGGCGUCUGAUGAAAAAUACUGCCGGCAACCGAGCCUUAUAUUUCAAACGCACCGUUCAUUACAUGAGAACGUAUCUUUUGCGCUCUGGCUAAAACCUCCUGCAAAUCACCUAGAUCUUAAUCGAGGAACACUCCCAUUUAUUUCAAUCGAGCUACCCGAUUUGAGGAUAGAGCAACAUGAGUCUCCCGUUAAGUUAUAUUCACGAAGGAUAAUAUAUACAAAUCUUGCCGUGAAUGGAUCGACGACAAACUAUGUACAAACGAGGUGCCUCAAAAUCAUGAGAAUGAUGGGGAAAGAUGUCCUUCCUGCCGCCGUGGAUACUAGCCAGGGGAAAUAGUCAGGGGCAGGAUUCUCGAGACGUCCGGGCUUGGUGCCGAGAUGGACGGCCGACCGCCAGCAAAGAGGGGCCGAGGUUCUUGUGCGUGGAA